Molecule: messenger RNA, 4058 nt
Organism: Odontomachus brunneus
Lineage: Eukaryota; Metazoa; Arthropoda; Insecta; Hymenoptera; Formicidae
Gene: TTLL5
Product: tubulin polyglutamylase TTLL5
Exons: 15
Coding region: 207-2600 (797 amino acids)
Biological process (GO): protein polyglutamylation; microtubule cytoskeleton organization
Cellular component (GO): cilium
Molecular function (GO): tubulin-glutamic acid ligase activity; tubulin binding
Source: RefSeq, a predicted model, not a curated record
UCAGCAGUCGAUUGAUAGGGGCAGGUAGUGCUCGUUGCGCUUUCGUACGAUAUGGUUGUGGAUAGUGCCGUCGGUUGCGGUUUACUUUCGAUCGUGAAAUAUCAUAAAACGAAUUAGCUGUUUGCGAUGCGCUGUUGGAUCACGAAUUGCUAGAUCAAUCUGAAAUAAGUCGGUGCGGAUUGCGCCACCGUUUCAGAUAUAGCACAAUGUCCCAAAGAAAGAAUACCAAUGCAGCAGGGAAGCUGAAAGGAAAGCGUUCGAAAGAGCUCAUGUCCUCCUCUAGUCUUUCCGGUAUGUCGCAAUUAUCCAACAGCAGUGAAGAGACAUUGGAGGCUUUUGUACACAAACCCCAUAAAUCUGAUAAUUUAGAAAACACAACGAAUACACGAAAUGCACAAAACAACGAAUGGUUAAUAAAUGGACCAAAUUUAAGCAAAGCGCCUCUUUUACGCUUUAAAUGUUCCGCUUUAGCUACGCCACCAGAAGAGCCACCCGCUAAGCAGCUACAUAUGACCUACAAGAUCUUUCAAACAGACACCAAGCUCAUCAAUCUUUUGCUACAAUCGCACGGCUUAGUAGAGGUACCGAUGAACGAGGCGGAUUUUAAUAUUUUGUGGAUGGGGAAUCAUCCGAAGCCAGAUAUCCUGCGGAAUUUGAUGCCUUAUCAAAAAGUAAACCAUUUUCCCAGGUCUUACGAGAUCACGCGUAAGGAUCGUCUCUACAAAAACAUCGAAGCUAUGCAGAGAAGUAAAGGCCUUCGAAAUCUCGACUUUAUACCUCAGACGUUUCUACUGCCGGCCGAAGCCAGAGAAUUGAUCUCGGCGCAUUUCAGAUAUAGGGGACCGUGGAUCGUUAAACCCAAAGCUAGCUCACGAGGCCGUGGUAUUUAUAUUGUUAACAAUCCCGAAAAGAUUCUGACAGACGAAUCGGUUAUCGUGGCGCAGUACAUAAAUAACCCGCUUUUAGUCGACGGACACAAGUGCGAUUUGCGUCUCUACGUGGCUGUGACGAAUUACGAUCCGCUGCUAAUUUAUUUAUACGAGGAAGGUUUAGUGAGAUUUGCGACCGUCAAGUAUGAUGGCGGAAACCAAUAUAUCUGGAACCCUUGCAUGCAUCUCUGCAACUACAGUAUAAACAAGUUCCAUGUAGAUUAUGUAAAGAACGAAGAUCCGGAUGCCGAAGAUGUAGGACACAAAUGGACAUUAUCGGCAUUACUUAGACACUUGCGCUCAACGGGCCAAGAUACAGAAUUGCUAAUGCAACGCAUAGAAGAUAUUAUUAUAAAAUCCAUUCUCGCUACUGCAUCUGGAAUUGUCAGCGGUUUAAAGCAAUUCGUGAAACAUCCCGAAACAUGUUUCGAACUAUUUGGCUUUGAUAUAUUAAUCGAUGAUACGCUGAAGCCGUGGUUACUGGAAGUAAAUUUAACUCCCUCAUUGGGAUGUGAUUCGCCACUAGAUAUUAGACUCAAGUCAGCUUUAAUAGCAGACUUGCUUACUCUUGUCGGAAUACCUGCUGUUGAUCCAAUUCUACGUCCUCAAAAUUUAAAUCGUGCUGCCGUCAAUUCCAAUAAAAGGAUAACUAGUUAUAGGAGGGUACAGUCUGCAGAAACAUUACCUCAGGGUAGAAAGAGUAUUAGCAGAAGCAACGUAAAUAAAUCAGGCUUGAGUUCAGAGCAACAGCGAAUAGUAGCGUCUGCUAAAGCGCAAUUCGAGAGGAGGGGCGGAUUUGUUAGAAUAUUUCCAAGUCCAAAAUCUUGGGAACUCUACUCGCAAUAUUUGGAUCUAGUUACAGGUACUUCGAUGAUGUCAGACCCACUCGGCCCAAGGAGGUUGCCUCAACAAGUCAAUACAAAUCAUAAUCUGAUGUUACAUGAACAAUUGUUCCCUGCAGCUAGUCGUGUUACCGGUUUUAUAAUACCAGAAGUAACUUUAGAUAGACUGUCUAGAUACGAGAGAUACGAAAGAGCAUUGGUGAAGGGUCAUAAGCAAAGCUUGGAUCGUGAAAAUAAGGAGAAUGUGGAUAUAGAUAUGCAUAAAUACAAAAAUCAAGUGAUACAAUCGAUGCAGGAAGGCAACAAGCUCAGUCCUGGCGAAGCACGGAAAGCUUUUGGUUUAUAUCUAGGUUAUAUACUACGAAAAAUAUCACACUCGAAUGCAGAUCCGGCAUGCUGUGAUCUCGUGAUGAAGUUUCUCCAACAUUCGUCUUGUAGUUUGAGAACGCCGUUUCUGUUCACGUUACCGUGCAGCAAGUUAAGCGACAAGGACCGAGCUGCUAUUAUUGCAAAACAAUUGUCCGAUUUUUUACAUCUGUACAACAGAGAAACGGAUCUUUACGAGGAUACCGUAGAUCGGCCUCGUACUGUUCCUAAUAAACUCUUCCAGAAAUUUUUAAGUGCAGCAAGUGAACAAGAUCUCGAUGACGUGCUAAUUCUGCAAACCCGGCUUUACAAAUGUGCUCACAGUUUCUUGGGAAGAAGUGGUUUCGCCGGCAGUCUACGCGGCGCCAAUCUUCUCGGCUCUUUACCGCAUAUUACAUCGCGAGUAUAUUCUAAUGCCGCCGUAACGGAACAAUGCAAGUGUAAUAAUCCGAUUAAUAGGUAACUCAAUUAGUAACUAACUUAUUGCACUUUUCGCACAUAAUUCUAAUAAAAUUAAAAAUCCCGCGUCCGUCAGAAUUGCCCCGCGAAUUGUCCGUUCUUCGUGAUUGCUGUGCAGCUCCUAUAUUAGCAAUAUUUUAGUAUUAAUUGGCAAUCUCUAUUGCGUGCUAAUACUUCAACGAAUCCUUAUAGUAUGUAGCGUCGAAUAUGUAAUGACAAAGAAGAAUAUUUUGGGUACGCCUUUUAAAACUAUUCCGUGAGUCAUAAAUAACUUUCACUUCUCUCUUUAAGGGAGAUAAACACUGUAAUGUGAAAAAAAUAGCUCUUUUUAGUGAAUUUUUUUGGGACGCCCAUAAAGCAGGUAGAUAAAUAAAUAAAUGUCUUCGCAUUGAAUUAGUCAUCUUUUGAACCGUUGAAAAAUAUUUUUCUAUUUAAUAAAAUACAUUUGUAUUUUAGUAUAAAAUGUAUUUGUAUUUUAUUUGUAUUUAUUUGUAUUUAUUUGUAUUUUAGUAUAAAAUGUGUCUGUAGUAGGCUCUGCAAGCUCCAUUGGUCCUGUACCUGGAGUUCUUAAAAGUCAUUUGAAAUAAAAAAUGAAAAAGAUUUUCUUAAAGUAUAUAAAUGUAAUUUCAAGUUAAGUGUACGAAAAUUUUAAUAUUUUAAUUAUUCGCAAAAUAGCGCACAUUUUAAAAAAUGCUCAAAAAUGUCCAAAAGAAGUACCGUUUUUUGGGGGAAAAAUUUAAAAAAAAAAUCCGUACACUUAACUGAAACUACAUUCAUAUAUUUUAAGAAAAUCUUGGGGUUUUUUUUAUUUCAGAUGACUUUUAAGGAUUCUAGGUGCGAGGCCGAUAGAGCUUGCAGAGUCUAUUACAGACACAUUUUAUAUCAAAACAAAAAUGUAUUUCAUCAAAUAGAAAAAUGUUUUUCAACAGUUCAAAAGAUGACUAAUUCAAUGCAAAAACAUAUAUUUAUCUACCUGCUUUAUGAGCGUCACAAAAAAUUCGCUAAAGAACUAUUUUUUUCAGUUGUCACAGUGUUUAUCUCCCUUAAAUUUACUUUCGUGUAAAAUAUUGAACGAUGAAGCCUAUGUACAUUCGUCGUUAUUAAUAUUUCUUUAAUAUUAUUCGAUAGACCUGCAAAUGUUCAAGGAAAAUAAAUAUUAGCUAUCUGCGUCCGAAGUUAUUUAUGACUCGAUUCAAUAUUUAGACAGAUAGCUGAGAAAGAAAAUAUCUCAAAGUCCCGUUUGUGAAUUCCUGUGUCGCUUGUUGUAGACUCUAGUGAGCAUGCAAAGUCUCAACUUAUUCGGAUGUCUUUUAUUCCGUCUAAACGUUUAAGGCUCCUGGGGAGCCGCAUCAUCCAUCUCUUUUUAAUGACGUUAGAAACGAGAAAACGCAUGCUAAAAAUUCUUGCAAAACACGUCGAGAUAAACAGAUAUAUUCACAGAUAUAUUCGACAUUUGCGAUCG